Trachemys scripta elegans is the source of this 2790-nucleotide messenger RNA. RefSeq names its product cell division cycle 5 like (gene CDC5L). The transcript is spliced from 15 exons. The coding region runs from base 196 to 2391 and encodes 731 amino acids. The record is from RefSeq and is a predicted model, not a curated record. Lineage: Eukaryota; Metazoa; Chordata; Testudines; Emydidae. Gene Ontology annotation, molecular function: RNA polymerase II transcription regulatory region sequence-specific DNA binding; DNA-binding transcription factor activity, RNA polymerase II-specific. Gene Ontology annotation, cellular component: spliceosomal complex; Prp19 complex. Gene Ontology annotation, biological process: mRNA splicing, via spliceosome; regulation of transcription by RNA polymerase II.
CAGUGCGCAUGCGUGCAGCUACGACUCACGGACUAACUGCACGUCCGCUCGGAGUUUUGACACAUUCCCCGCGCUCUUGCCCGAACGGCGCCUGCGCAGAAUCUCAACCGUCCGUAGCGCGGAGAGACUAGUGGUGUCUCUCCUACGCCGCCAUCGUCUGUUUUCUUCCGCAGCCCGCUCGCCUUCGCUGCCAAGAUGCCGCGGAUUAUGAUCAAAGGGGGCGUGUGGCGAAACACCGAGGAUGAAAUUCUUAAAGCAGCUGUGAUGAAAUAUGGCAAAAACCAGUGGUCUCGUAUUGCUUCCUUGUUGCACAGAAAAUCAGCAAAACAAUGCAAAGCCAGAUGGUACGAGUGGUUGGACCCAAGUAUCAAAAAGACAGAAUGGUCACGGGAAGAAGAGGAGAAACUAUUACACUUGGCCAAGCUAAUGCCAACCCAGUGGAGGACCAUUGCUCCAAUCAUUGGAAGAACAGCUGCGCAGUGCUUGGAACACUAUGAAUUUCUUUUGGAUAAAGCUGCCCAGAGAGACAAUGAAGAAGAAACUGCAGAUGAUCCUCGAAAACUGAAACCAGGAGAAAUUGAUCCAAAUCCAGAAACCAAACCGGCCCGUCCAGAUCCUAUUGAUAUGGAUGAAGAUGAACUUGAAAUGCUAUCUGAAGCUAGAGCACGUCUGGCUAAUACUCAGGGAAAGAAGGCCAAGAGAAAAGCAAGAGAGAAGCAGCUGGAAGAAGCUAGACGUCUUGCUGCUCUCCAGAAGAGGAGAGAACUUAGAGCUGCGGGGAUAGAGAUCCAGAAGAAAAGGAAAAAGAAGAGAGGAGUAGAUUACAAUGCAGAAAUCCCAUUUGAAAAGAAGCCUGCGCCUGGCUUUUACGAUACAUUGGAGGAAAACUACCAGGCACUGGAUGCGGACUUCAGGAAGCUACGUCAGCAAGACCUGGAUGGAGAAUUAAGAUCUUCAGGCAAUCCAUUGUAUACAGUAGAAAUAGCAGACAGCUGUGAAUUACGGAGCUGCAAUUCCAAGUUUGAUUUUGGAAAUCCUGGUAACGUGCUCUGUAUAUUGUCUGUCACACAGGAAGCCCAGAACUUGAUGGCUCUGACGAACGUAGACACCCCCCUGAAAGGUGGUCUUAAUACCCCCCUCCAUGAGAGUGACUUCUCUGGAGUGACACCCCAGAGACAAGUUGUUCAGACUCCAAAUACAGUGCUUUCCACACCCUUCAGGACUCCAUCUCAUGGAGCAGAAGGUUUGACCCCUCGUGGUGGAAUAACUCCUAAACCAGUGGUUGGAGCAACUCCAGGUAGGACUCCCCUGCGAGAUAAAUUGAACAUCAAUCCAGAAGAGGGAAUGGCAGAUUACAAUGAUCCUUCUUAUGCAAAACAACUGGAAAGAGAGUCUCGUGAGCAUCUGCGUCUAGGGCUUAUGGGCCUUCCUGCCCCAAAGAAUGACUUUGAGAUUGUUUUACCGGAAAAUGCAGAGAAGGAACUUGAGGAACAUGAAACAGAUGAUACCUAUAUAGAAGAUGCUGCUGAUGUGGAUGCACGCAAACAGGCUAUUCGAGAUGCAGAGCGUGUAAAGGAGCUAAAGCGGAUGCACAAAGCUGUUCAGAAGGAUCUGCCAAGGCCCGCAGAAGUAAAUGAAACGAUUCUGAGACCCUUGAAUGUAGAGCCUCCUCUAACAGACUUGCAGAAAAGUGAAGAGCUGAUAAAGAAAGAGAUGAUCACCAUGCUUCAUUUUGAUCUUCUGCAUCACCCAUAUGGAGAGCAGCCUGGGGGUAAAAAGGGGAAAGGCCCAGGAUUUGGAACGAACAGUGCGGAGCAUAUUACAUACCUCGAACAAAAUUCUUAUGAGAAGCACUCCAAAGAGGACCUCAAGAAGGCCCAGGAUCUACUGGCACAAGAGAUGGAAGUGGUAAAGCAAGGAAUGGGGCAUGGAGAGCUUUCAAGUGAGGCUUAUAACCAGGUGUGGGAAGAAUGUUAUAGCCAGGUGUUAUAUCUACCAGGACAGAACCGCUACACACGAGCUAACUUGGCCAGCAAAAAAGACAGAAUAGAAUCACUUGAAAAAAGGCUUGAGAUAAACAGAGGUCACAUGACAACAGAAGCUAAGAGGGCUGCCAAGAUGGAAAAGAAGAUGAAGAUUUUGCUUGGUGGUUACCAGUCUCGGGCAAUGGGACUCAUGAAACAGUUAAAUGAUUUGUGGGACCAGAUUGAACAGGCUUACCUGGAGUUACGUACUUUUGAGGAGUUAAAGAAACACGAAGACGCUGCUAUUCCCAGGAGACUGGAGUGUCUAAAAGAAGACGUGCAGCGGCAGCAAGAGCGAGAGAAGGAGCUCCAGCAGAGAUUUGCAGACUUUAUGCUGGAUAAGGAGACUUUUCAAUCAAAAUAUUGAAGCACAAAAUUACUUGGUUGUUUGGUGUAACAUUUUUCAAAUGCACGGAUACGUCUCCUGCAUCUUGCCAUCCAUAUCUCAGAAAUCAAGCAUAGGUAAAUUUGCAGCUCUUUGCAUUUUGUGUUUUUUGUAAAUGGACUGUCAUUGUACCAAAUGUUCUAGGUGUGAACGGCUUGGUUCAAUAUUCGAGAUUUGGAUUUAAACGUCCAGGGCUUUGAUAUUAAAAGAAGAAAUCACACUGGGAUUUUUUUAGCCAUGUUGUUGUUUGCUAGGGUUAUUGCUGAUUCAUGCUCCUAGUGUCUUACCAUUCUUAAAAUCUACCAAACAUAUACCUGCAGUAUAUGUGCUUGUGAAUAAUGUCUCUUGAAUAAACCUGGAAUGUAAAGAAAUAUAUCAAAA